AUGGCUCUUGGAGUACUUUCUGUGUUAUGUUGGAGAAAGUUUAAGAACCUCAGUUUCAUGGAACAGUUCCUUGACUACAGACAAGUUCCUACUGCUACAGAGGCCAAUGAAAACACUGAGUCUAUAAAGGAGAACGGACAUGUUGAAAAAGUCAAGGAACCAAAUGACAAGCGAAUUCAACAGAAAGGUCUGCUGCUUAUACUGUUUGUGUAUAAUUAGAGGCGCGAUGUAAAGGUUGUCUGGUUUAUUUUGUUAUAAUUAUUAUGGAACUUAACGUUAUCAAAGAAAUUACUUGUAAAAGAUAAAAUCACAGCUUCCUGUCCAACAUAUAUACCUCUCAAGCAUAGAUCUAACUUCAUACACAACAAAUGAACUUUGAAAACCCGUUAACCUAACAAGUUUUCAAAAUCCUCAAUUGCAUGCAAUCCGUUUUAAUCUUUCUCAAGUUUGUCCAUCGGUGCCUCCUUUAGUAUUUGUUGUGUUAUCUAUACUCCCUUUUAACGUUUUGAGCGGUUAUUUUUAUAUUUCACCCGGAUUUGGUGGUGGUUCCAAGCGUUUAAAUCUUGAUAUCCCGAACUUUAAGUCCGUAAAUGUGAUCUUUGUUUUACGAACUAUAGUGCGACCACCUCUAGUAAGCGACCAUCGAUAUAAAACACCUACAUUUUUCCUGUUAAAGCCCUGCAGUUGGAACCUGUCGUUGGCUCGUGCGGCGACCGCGUCCACUUUUUGGGACAAUUGUAGCCUGCGUAGCAGGCGCUUAGAAGUUGUGGACACCAGAAAAAACGGGCGCGCGAGUAGGAGACACCCGUCGCGUGUGUCCCUCGCGCGCGCCCGUUCUCUCUUUCGCCAGCUACUUCCAAGCGCCUGCUACGCAGGCUAGGACAAUUGUUUUGACACAUGGUCUGAUCUCUAUGUUCGCUGUACGUACUAUUGGAAUUUCGACUAACCGUUACUGAUAACAUGGAACUACCCACAUCAAAAAUACAGUGUUAGUUCUGCUUCGAAUCUGUACCUGUGAGUAUAAAUAAUUUACAACAGGGCCAUUACUCAAACUACAUUUUUCUUCCCUUACUUUUCCCUUUUUAAAUGUUUAACUUAAGAUUGAAAAAAACAAAAAAAAAAUUUAAACUAUGCGAUGAAACAACAACUUGAAUUUGCACACAUUUUUUUAAAUUUAACUCUUUAUGAAACAGGUGAGAACAAUGUUUAGAGCCAGUUCACAAACAAAAUGUUUCGGUUUCGUAGAUUUAAUUAUUAAACCUUUUGUUUCCCUUUCUAGUAGGUGACGAAGAGAAAAAGAAGAAGAUUCCUCCUAGACAAUAUCCGGUAUCCAACCCACCUCCCUGGAUCCCCAAACCGGAAGUAAGUGUAGUAUCUGUUCAGCCUCAGGAUUCUUCGAUUAAGGACGAUGACGAGGUUCCUUAUUCCAGCUCAGACGAAGAAGAGAUGGUCACGGUAAAUAAAUUUAUGAAUGUUAAAAACGCUUUAAAAACCGGNGUACUAUUGGAAUUUCGACUAACCGUUACUGAUAACAUGGAACUACCCACAUCAAAAAUACAGUGUUAGUUCUGCUUCGAAUCUGUACCUGUGAGUAUAAAUAAUUUACAACAGGGCCAUUACUCAAACUACAUUUUUCUUCCCUUACUUUUCCCUUUUUAAAUGUUUAACUUAAGAUUGAAAAAAACAAAAAAAAAAUUUAAACUAUGCGAUGAAACAACAACUUGAAUUUGCACACAUUUUUUUAAAUUUAACUCUUUAUGAAACAGGUGAGAACAAUGUUUAGAGCCAGUUCACAAACAAAAUGUUUCGGUUUCGUAGAUUUAAUUAUUAAACCUUUUGUUUCCCUUUCUAGUAGGUGACGAAGAGAAAAAGAAGAAGAUUCCUCCUAGACAAUAUCCGGUAUCCAACCCACCUCCCUGGAUCCCCAAACCGGAAGUAAGUGUAGUAUCUGUUCAGCCUCAGGAUUCUUCGAUUAAGGACGAUGACGAGGUUCCUUAUUCCAGCUCAGACGAAGAAGAGAUGGUCACGGUAAAUAAAUUUAUGAAUGUUAAAAACGCUUUAAAAACCGGCAAAUUAUCCUCUUCCCGCCCCAAAGAUUGGGCAACGCAGAUUUUUUGGGCAGCAAGAGAAAAUUUGGGCAAAGCCAGUUUUUAAAGACGUUUCCAUGUUUUUUUAUUUUUAUUAUUAUUUUGAAGAGAUAAAUAUUUCCUAUUUUAACCAGAAGUCGGAGUAAUAAUUCAGUUACGUUCACACGAGACAGUAGUUGCCUAGCACGUGAUGAGUUUCUGGUUAUAAGGGAAGGGUAUCAUAUGCUGAUUUUUUUUAUUGUUGGGCACUGUACUUCACUGGACUAGCUAGAAUAGGCUAUUUCCAGUCGUGAAUUGAUUAUAGAAUAAACUUCCGCAUAACUUUCUAGAAUCAUCUCCGCUCCUAGAACAGUGUGUGGCGGAACACGCAUCAGCAAUGGGUCUGAAAGUGAAGAAGUGGCUGACUUCUCAGUUUGAAUUACGAGAAGAAUCAUAAUUUUUUUAAAAAAAUCUAUCGAGCGGUUUAAAAAUUAUUCAUUGAUUUGUUUAAGUAGACCGAAAAGUUUACAAAACCCCUAACAAGAUCGAGCGCUUAUCAAAUCCUUCUUUAUUGGCAGGAGCUAUCUCCAUGAUCUUUCACACACGCUUUUAAAAAUAUUGAAACUACUAUGAAGUGAAAUUGCAUGUUAAAAGCGUUUCGUUUUCUUCAGAUUGCGACUAAAAUCGAUCAUCCCAAAAUAUCUCGAUAACGCUCUUACAGUUCCGUUUUAACUUCAUGAACAUCGAGGCGACUGUUGGAGGAAAGAACUCCCCUGAACGAUUUUGUAAGAACAGUUCCCAGUGAGAAAUAUUGCUGCAAGUAGAAUAAGGUAAUGGCGUCAUUUCGUUGCUAUGACAGCUCCGAUGUCAUUGCAAUCCUGAUCAUGACAAAUUUCCCUCUUUAUCUAAUACAACUGUCGUGGCAAUUUUUUCCAAAUGUUUGUUUGUGGCGACGAAGUUUAUGCUCAAACUUGGCAGGUAUUGACUCUGAAAAACUGUAUCGAGCCACUUUCAUAUGCCAGUACGGCCUAUUUUGUUGCAUAGCCCUAGUUUCCUUUCGACUGUUUUGUAAAAAUUUGGGCAACUUGCAAGAAUUUUUUGGGCAAAUGGAUUACCGCCCCCCUGGCAAAAACAUUGCCCGUACGCCUAUGCUUUCUAUAACUUGUAACGUAAAUUCAACUUGGGCUAAACGCCGUUUUUUCUAAGGCUAUUCAAAAACCUAUUAUUUACUUAUACGUUAUUAUAACUUAAUCCAGGGAAUAUAUUGCAUCUAUGAUGACUAAAAGCUUGGUUAGCAAUGGUGGCAUCUAUCGUAAAAAAUGGCAAGAGGGAGCUUUCGACGCCUGUUACCCUUUCUUAAACAGUCGUUGCCAUUUAUAACGGUCGGUCGGUUAACCAAGCUUUUUCUAAGGAAACAAUUUUAAACCUUGUUUAACUGGACUGCUUUUAAACGCGUUUAAACUUUGUGUAAAUGGAGUGUAUACUUGUCCUAACUAAAUCACCAACUAUUUUAACGUUUGUUUUUGUUCAUAGUCCACAGUCCCUCGAGAAAAUAUAACGCCAUACGACCUAUCAGACUCAGGCCCCCCGGAGCGAUUUACUCCACCGAGUGAAGCAGAAUUCCUCGGUCGAGUAUACUUUUCUCUUCAGUUUGAUGNCCUGUUCAGAGUGGUGUCUUUCGGGACUUACAGAUUUUCUGCAAAAUUAUCAAAAAGUUCGAUAUUUUGCUCAUUUGUCAAUAAAAGGCAGUGUAAACAGCUGGUGUAAAAGAUACUUUAUAAUUAUCUGUAGUUUCGAUAUGACGCGACCCUCAAAAACGACAAUUUUCUGUCUUUAAAUCGGGCUCUGGAGGAGACGAAUUGGCCCGGACGUGAUCGCGCCUGUGGACAGCGGAAAUAUAUUAUUUGCAAAAAAGAAAAUCAUUUUUAUUACUUAUAUACCAAACCCUUUUAGUGUACAAAGUUUAAAGGGAAACUUUUUUCUGACGCGAAAUCGAUCGGACCGCUGUUAGCGGGACUGCCUCUUAAAUGAAGUUUUUGAAUUUGGCUUGCCUUAUGAAGUUGUGAAGAAACAGAAUUUGAGCUUCACCUUAAUGUACAUGGACAAAUUUUCUCACCCCUUCCCUGUGGGGGAGUUGACGCAUCAUCUGGAUCACCUGGAGAUGGUAGGAUCUGAAACUGUUCGAGAAGAAAUGAUCGUGUGUAGAGAAAUGCAAAGACUUCAGCAGGUAUGGCCAGAUUAGCAGGGGAUUAUAAUAAUGCAAAGCAAGAUAAAAAGUUUAUUAAACAUUUCUGAUGGUGUACUUGGCCUGUACAGGCUCCAAUUAAGUAGGAAUCUUCAGGUGUCAGUGACGCCGAUGGCCGAGAAAACGUCGCUUAAAAAGUAAAUUCGCGUUUUUUCAUUCUUCAUUGCAAUUAUUCUAUUCACUUACUUUUUCAUAUGCAAGCGAACGGUCCUUAGAAGCUGAAUUGCAAGGAACGAUGCCAAGGUUCAGAAAGGGAAAGAAAAUUUCGUCAACGUCGCUUGUUUGCGUUCUCCAUAAAAAGAGAAGUUAGGUAAUAGGCCUGUCUCGUUUGUCACACUCAAGCGUUUUGCCGUCCUCUUCUUUAUGCCGUCCUGUUGCGUAAACUAUUUUCUCUUGACAUUAUAAAUUUCGCGCAGGAGCCCAUAACCCGAAGGGAACAACUCCCGUACUAUGUCACGGCGUUUUUACAGGCCACGUAGUUUAUUUUUAGACACAUUUUAGGGCAAUUUUUCCUGCGAAAAAAUAAUCACCAACAUGUAUAUGUGAGCGCAUUCGAAGAACAAGAUAUCAAAAAGGAAAAAUAAACGUUAUUAAAAGGUACAAAAUAUCAUUUUUAGGUCUGUAGGUUUUGCUGACUGGUUUGUAAUAUUUACAAGAUAUUCAAAAUUCGCGCCAAAACCGUUCUAAAAAUGAACCGGUCAGUGAAAACGCCGUGACUCGACCGCAUGGACGUUGCUCUCUCCGGGUGAUGGGCACUUGCUUUGCCACGUUCCCACUGUCUGAGAGCCUUCACGAGCUAAUGUGUAUUGUACAGUCAUUAUUUUUAAAGGAUCAAGGAUCGUUUUCCCGAGUCAGAAUUUUAUUCUCCGAAUGUGCAUCCAUAAACAAAACAAGAAUCCACUAAUUAACUAUUGCAACAAAAAAAUUAAACUCCAACAAACCUACACUGACACAAGAAGGCGAUAAGAAAAUUUAGUAGCUAUCACAUUUAUUGCCGACACUUUAAUAUACGAAGAUAUACCUCUUUUAUUCACUUUUCCUGACAGGCGUUGUUGUAUUUAAGUUGGAAAAAAAUGCUCUUUUCCAGGUAAAAGACCAGCCACGUGACCUUGGAUUUGGUCAAGUGUUGUUCUCCCUCAUGUUCAUGCCGCUGACCAGACGACUGACGAUCGUUAUAUUUAAAGCACAGCACUUGAGGCCUGUCAAGGAAGGCUUCCCAGGUCAGAGCAGUUUCGCAGUUUACGCUUGUUUGAAAAUGAUUCACCGUAUUUCGUCCAGCUCUGUUAAGCCUCCUUUCGGUCCUGAAGCCGGUUUCGUCCUUAUUUUUCCCGGGUAUACACUGUGUUACUAAUAUAACCAGUUUAAUGACCAGCUCCAAGUUGGCAUGUUAGCCCACUGGUUAGAGUGCUGCACCGCGGUAUCGCAGAGGUCAGGGUUCGAGUCUGGUGAAGCCUGAAAAAUUUCAGGCUUUCUUUUCACAGCUGCAUAAGUUGAGUCUUUGAUGAUUGCGAUGAUCUUCUUUGCAUACUGAACUGUCAUCAUAAUUUAAUGCUUACAAUUUUCUUUGCUCAUUAUGUGUCGACUGCUAAGAAAAUGAGUAUAAAGUGCAGCAAUUUCACCAAGUAGUGCGGGUGUAAAACGCGUAAACUUUUAACUUCUACGUGCGAACAGAUAUGGCUUCUUUACUAGUUUAAAAAACUGUUUCGACACUUGAAAGUCAAGUACAAUCUUCUCAUCCUUAUUGCAUUCAAUAUGAUGGGUGGGAGCUAUAAAUUUAACCAUUAGCGCCUUUCAGACUUUUUCAUGAGGGACGUGUAGCCUCACUAGAGGAAAUACGUCAUGCUUGUUGCUCACUUUCACAAAACAGAUUACCAGCCAGUACAUCGUUUCAAUAUUAGUUGACGUCAAAAAUUUGUCAGUAUGUCGAUUAGCCUCGACAAUAGUUGUCUAAUAUAAGACAGAAUUUUGACAAAUCGCUUUAUUUGUUUCAUUUCAGCUAUCUACGUCGAGAUUGUCAUGAUCAACGUCAAGAAAAGGCAGCGAAAACGAAAGCCAACGACAUUAAGAACAGGGAGUCUGUUUCCAGUUUACAAUGAAGCGCUUGCUUUUGAUGUUGCUGACGCUAAUUUAGAGGAUAUCCGUUUACAAGUUUUUGUGAAACAGGAGAUGGAAAGUUCACCUGACCAAGUCAUAGGCCGUGUUGUCCUGGGGACAAAUGCAGAGGGACUAGAACUACAACACUGGAAAGAGGCUAUGACGUCGAAGAAACCUAUUGCGCAAUGGCACAGUUUGCGAGAAUAUCAUCCCGCUGACCAAACAAUUCACGGCGUCAUAUCACCAACGCAUAAAUCUGUGAUAUCUAAGCGAAAAAUUGCGAGAUUCUUCGCCACGUCUUCAGAAGAUGAAGGUUAA
This is a messenger RNA of Porites evermanni, 6723 nucleotides long. NCBI's taxonomy places the organism in Eukaryota, Metazoa, Cnidaria, Anthozoa, Scleractinia, Poritidae. The record is from the annotation of a GenBank genome assembly.